UUAAGUGUGGCUUACCCUAGUUGCAAACAAAGUGUAAAAAUCUUUUUUGGCAGAAAUUGCAGCAAAUGUAGGACAAAAUAACUUAAUUGAACCCUGAUUUGCCAAGAACGUGUUUUCCUGAAGGGUAUAAAAUUGACCUUACUGAACUAGUGGUACGGUGCUUCAACAGUCAUGACUUUAAAAUCCUGUUUAUCUGGCCAGUUAUGUUCUACCACAAAAUUCUACAGAGAUACAAAAUGGUGUGCUCUCUAACAAGGGCUAACCGGACUCUAGAAAUCGUAGGGGUUAUCUCACACAGCUGAAUAUAAAUAAAAUGCCAUCCGAUACAGAUGGCAUAACUAAAGUUACCAACGCUAAUGGCCAACUUACUUGAGGGUUAAACUCAAUCCAAGAACCACAGGUUAUUCCCAGAGGUACUUGUUGGUUUGGACUGGAUAAUCUGUUUGUGGAACAGUUUAAACAAAGCAACAUGGUUGGCUAUUUAAGAUAAGAUGUUGUGUUAACCGUUAAAUGUGAUAACUUGAUACUUUUCUAUCUGCCUUGACUCGUAUGCCUUAAUAUAUCCUCAGGUUGACGUAGAUCUUCUGCCUGAUUAGAGGAAUGUUUUUAUUACUUAAAGGCAAACCUUUCUGAAUGUCCUAAUUCUUAAAACAUUUUCCAGGUAAAGGGGGACCAUAUGGAUCAUGAUCACAUGUUCUUCUCCUUGUAGCAUUUGGCUGAAAUAAGGAUGUUUUACUCUGAGACAGAAGGUUCUCGGUUUCAACUCUUCAUUUAGACUAGGAACACUUUAAGUAAAACACCUAACCCCUACAUAUAAAACAACAUAGAUUAACAAAUCUCUCAUUGGUCACCUUAGAUAAAUUCAUAUGCUAAAUUACUUAGUAGGUAUUAUUGUCGUCUGCCCCAGAUUGAGGUCAACAGGUUUGGUUAAUUAGUCGUUAAUUGAACUGGAGUGAACAACCCUUUAAAGGAGCCAGAGUUGGAUGCGUUAAACACUCAUUUGUGGAGCAGCACCUUAAACAGAGCAACAUGGCUGGACAUACUGUGAGCUCUUUUGGGUUUUUAUGCAUCUCCUGUCUGAUUGGAGGUGUCAUUUCACUACCACUAAAAGAGUUUAGCUCAAACGAUCCUUUCCCAGCAUGGAGUGACUUCAGCAGUCCUGGCUCUGCUUAUCCCAAAGCUGGUGACGGAGGCAUGGUGUUUCCUUAUGGCAGAGCAAUGCAAGAGUACUACGGACAAGAGCCUUCAGCUUGGUCCAAGCAGAACAGUGACGCUAAGGCUGAUGGAGGGGUCUACUCAAAUGAAGGCUCGGAUAUGGAUGCUGGAGACUCUGUCUGGGCCAAGAACGGUGGUAUGGACUCUGGUAGUGACGGUUACUACCCUGUUCCUGAAGGCUACUCUAAGGAGCUAGUCCCCUCCAUGGAGGAGGAGACCCCGGAAGAGGAGGAGGAGCCCGUGUUGAGCGACGUCUCUGACCUGGAUCCGGUCUACCACUUCAGUUCCAGGUCCCGCUACCAGCAAGGCAGACAGGCCUUCUUCCUAACCAGAUACAACCCCGGAGAGCCUACGGUAGGCUCUGCUGACAUGGCAGACCCCAACAGUAAUGGAAUGGGAAAUGGUAAAGGAUGGCCAGUUGUUGCAGAAGAGCCUGGGAAGGGUGGCUACUGAUCAACUGCAAUGUCUUAAUUUAUAAUGGCUGUAUAUGAAUAAAUGUUUGCCUUUGAAACCUA
Molecule: messenger RNA, 1730 nt
Organism: Gadus morhua (Atlantic cod)
Lineage: Eukaryota; Metazoa; Chordata; Actinopteri; Gadiformes; Gadidae
Exons: 3
Coding region: 1030-1668 (212 amino acids)
Source: RefSeq, a predicted model, not a curated record